AUGGCCGACAUUAAGCCAGACACGAGCACCGCACAGCCGCGACCGUCGAAUGAGGAGCCAACAGCCUCUCCACAACAACAAGAGCCGGAACAGACGGGAGUGACCGUGCCGUCAAAGACACCAGAGAGCGCUGAACCAGUAGUAUCUCCAUCCGAGGUGGUGACAAGCUCACCUGCCGAACCGAAAGGAAAGAACACGGAGGAGGAAGCCCCGCCAUUAUCACAACCACCCCUCGGCAAGACAGCUCUGACCGCUGCGCCAGCAAGAGACGAUGACUCCCUUUCAAUAGAGCCUACAGCCGCUCUGCCUCCCGCGGCCAUAUCCGAUUCUGUUUCGCCGUCUUCCCCGGUCUGCACCAUCACGCUGCUGCUCCCUACCGGUGCGCGACACCCGUACAAGAUCGACGAGAAGUACCUCUCGAAGCGGGGUGUUGAUAUUCCAGAAUAUCUCGAGGGUGGGGGGGUCAAGGACCCGUUCAGUAUAUCAGUGUACAAGCUCAAGGAGCUGAUCUUGAGGGAGUGGAGGGACGAGUGGGAGGGCAGGCCGGCGAGUCCAACCAGUAUCAGGUUGAUUCAUUUCGGAAAGUUACUGGACGAUAAGGAGCCGUUGAAGAAAUACCAACUGAGCAAAGAUGCCCCCAACGUUGUGCACAUGUCGGUACGGCCAGCAGAGAUGAUGGAGGAAGACGACGGCGCCAAAGGUGGGAAGGCCAGCUCCCGUGAGGGCAGGACAAGGGAGGGCGGGGGCGGCUGCUGUGUAAUUCUAUGA
Podospora anserina S mat+ is the source of this 768-nucleotide messenger RNA. RefSeq lists its product as uncharacterized. The transcript has 2 exons. Bases 1 to 768 code for a protein of 255 amino acids. The record is from RefSeq and is a predicted model, not a curated record. NCBI's taxonomy places the organism in Eukaryota, Fungi, Ascomycota, Sordariomycetes, Sordariales, Podosporaceae.